UGUCUGUCGUCCACGACGUCCACGUCCUCGUCUCUCAUGAGUCUGGUGACGGUGACGGUGACUGGUCACUGGUCUGCUGUUUGCAGUGUCCGCUCACGCUCACUCUGCUCUUCCUCGUUUCUACGGAAAGCACGAGAAAUGGCCUGCUCCGCAGUACGGUCGUCCGUUCUUCGUAGUCCUACGGUAAGGCAUUAUGCAGCUGCUCAAUGUACCAACGCUGCGGUACCAGAACUUGAGGUACUGUCCAGCAAUAAGGUGACAGUUGCCGCACUCGACAACAAUAGUCCUGUUGCUCAAGUAUCAAUCAUCUUUAGAGCUGGCUCGCGCAACGAGACAUACGACACGCAAGGCACGGCGCAUCAUAUUCGAAUUGCUGCUGGUCUGAGCACGUGCAGGUCAACUUACUUUGGAAUAACUAGGAAUAUCCAGCAACUUGGUGGAAACUUAACCGCUACCACUGAUCGCGAAAGCAUCACGUAUACGUUACAAAUUACAAGGAAUCAUCUGGGCAAAGCUUUGACUUUCCUAGAGGAUGUCGCUACGCAGCAAGUGUUCAAACCGUGGGAAAUAUCCGAUCAGCUACCCAGGUUGCGCUAUGAAUUGUCCAUGAUACCCGAGACGACCCGCGUAAUGGAAUUGUUGCACAAAGCAGCUUAUCGUACUGGACUAGGCUAUUCUCUAUACUCGCCAAAGAGACAACUUGGGAAAAUCAGUACGGAGACUCUGCAACAUUUUGUCAAUACUUGGUUCACCGGCUCCAAAUGCGCGGUCGUAGCAACGGGCGUCGCGCUGUCAGACGCGACGCAAUUCGCUUCGAAUCUAAAAGUAGGCUCCGGAGAUAAUACUGUGGAAGCUACCAAGUAUCAUGGGGGAGAACUUCGCAAGGAACGAUCAUCGGAUUUGUCCACUGUCGCGGUAGCCGUUGAAGCAGCAGGGAUAAACGAAGAUAAGGAUGUCCUCGCUUAUGCCGUAUUGCAGAGAGCAAUCGGUUCUGGUCCCCGUGUGAAAUGGGGUUCCAGCGUGUCACCGCUGCACAAGGCAAUCUCUGGAACGACCAACACCGACCACUUUGCUCUUUCGGCAUAUUAUGCUUUUUAUAGCGAUUCCGGACUGUUUGGUUUUGUUCUGUCCUCGGUACCGAGUGUCGCCGGUUCCGUAACAAAAGCUGCUACUGCGUACCUAAGAUCGCCCAAGCUUACCGAUGCCGAUAUCGCGCGGGGUAAGACUACGUUGAAAGCGGAAAUAUUAUAUGCCGCGGAUGACGCCGCGUUCUUAGAAAGUAUGGGACAGCAAGCAAUUUUGCUUUAUCAAGCAAAAGGAUGCGUGUACAAACCGUCUGAUCUCGCUGCGGAAAUAGACAAAAUAACUGCAUCUGAAGUCAAAUCGGUCGCCGGAAAACUUGCUGGCGGAAAAUUGUCCAUGGCUGCAAUUGGCAAUCUAUGCACCGUUCCAUAUGUCGAUGAAUUGAAGUAGAUACGACAAUACGAGAGUCUGGGCAGUACCGUUUACUGUGAGAGCCUUCGAGUUUUAAGUAUUUCGUCUAGUUUAGAAAUGUACACGCGCACGCGCGCGUUUAUCUCAGUGUAGAAUUUACUUCCGAUAUUAAUAAUAAAAGAAAAUAUCGCUGUA
Messenger RNA from Temnothorax curvispinosus, 1629 nucleotides. RefSeq names its product cytochrome b-c1 complex subunit 2, mitochondrial (gene UQCR-C2). The record is from RefSeq and is a predicted model, not a curated record. The transcript has 7 exons. Gene Ontology annotation, molecular function: metal ion binding. Gene Ontology annotation, cellular component: mitochondrion. Bases 37 to 1473 code for a protein of 478 amino acids. NCBI's taxonomy places the organism in Eukaryota, Metazoa, Arthropoda, Insecta, Hymenoptera, Formicidae.